Molecule: messenger RNA, 519 nt
Organism: Punctularia strigosozonata HHB-11173 SS5
Lineage: Eukaryota; Fungi; Basidiomycota; Agaricomycetes; Corticiales; Punctulariaceae
Exons: 1
Coding region: 1-519 (172 amino acids)
Source: RefSeq, a predicted model, not a curated record
AUGGAUGCUUCACUGGAAGAUACACCUUCCGCGUCCCAGGACGACACGCUGCCUUCCCCCUCGACUCUUCAUCGUUGCGCAUCCUCGUCUGCCGUUUCGGAGUCGACGAGUGCUACGAAACGUAAAGGGAAGGCGAAGGCUACAGAGCCCAAGUCCUCGAUCGCCGAUACUGCACCUUCUCCGAGCGCUAUGAAUGAGGCCAGGCUCCUCCACCCAGGCGAUGCAGCAGCUAAAGCAUCUGUUCCCAUACUUCUGCACGACCUCACGAUCGCAACACGGUUGACUGAUGCUCAUGGGGAGAUCGCCGCGCUGUGCGGUGAGAUCGUGAACUAUACUCAAAUCCUCGACGACGUCAAGACUGCGAUACCUUCCUCCUCCCGCUCCUUGCCCACCGAUUCUUCCCCAGAUCUCGCUAGUGUAUUGCCUCUCCAUGCCGAUCCACGACUGUUGCCGGACGUUGCGUGUUGUUAUGCCCGGGUGUGCCGUUCGCUGUACGUCGUGCGGGGCCGUUUCGUGUGA